Molecule: messenger RNA, 6060 nt
Organism: Haliotis rufescens (red abalone)
Lineage: Eukaryota; Metazoa; Mollusca; Gastropoda; Lepetellida; Haliotidae
Product: leucine-rich repeat-containing protein 74B-like
Exons: 13
Coding region: 1245-3227 (660 amino acids)
Molecular function (GO): protein binding; calcium ion binding
Source: RefSeq, a predicted model, not a curated record
CUGGUCGCCUCAGAUCAGAACACUUCAUAUGCGUGGUGAAUUACCACAGUUUUCUGUUCUGCCUGGGUUAUGUGGAUCUGUAAGUAUUGGACUACAGCUGAACUAGUGUUAUGGGUGUGACAUUUCGUUGAAGUCUGAUUUAUCAGUUUGGAGAUUCAACUUUCAACUAAAGCAUCACUUGGACCUGAGGAAGUGGGGUUAUUUGUUUCCGUAUACAGUUUAAUAUUUACAAGAAAGGACUUACAUGGGUUUCAACUAUAUAAUCUUUUAAUGUGACGCGUCAAUUCAGAAACCAGUACGAGUUUAUCAAUCUUAAUCUUUGUUUGACUUCCUGAAACUGGAGCUCUUUGAGGAUUUGAUCGAUCGUGAUGACUGUAUAUCAGAAUCGCGUGCCCACAGCUAAAUUAAUUCGUUUUCAAAGAUUACAAGAUAUCUUCUAUUGCGGAUGUGUGUUAUGGAGAACCUGCACAACCAUUAGGCAGGUCGGGCUAUAGAUUUUAAGAUGUUCGUUCCACAAUGUGCUUUGAAAUAGCCGUGCUACUACAGAAGACACAAGCCAUGACGUGACAACACUCUUCCACAAACCAACAGAUAGGAAGCAACAGUUCACAAUUCAUAUUAAUCAUGAAAAACAUGCAGUUGCAACAAAGACGUCGACACUACAUUUACAUAUUUGCACUUGAAAGGACAUUCUUCACUUCAUUGAUCCACGGGCAUAGUGACACCACCGUAUAAAUUGAGAUUCUUGGAGUUUCAAAAGUCGUCUUCCACCUUUCUUGUGACUAUUGUCAGCCAUAAUCACAAACUGACCGCCGAUCAAACAAGAUCACCUGGGUAUCGACUGUACCCGGGUCAAACGGACCAACACGCAAUAUUAGGAUCAAGCUGUGAUCAAUAAGACUGAUCCAGUAGAUAUUGUCGUCUGCUCAGCACGUGCUGUGACGUCUGCUCGCUGUCGUCUACGGUGUAAUCAUGUGGGGGACAUUCUACCAGUAUCGUGAUCGCAAUUUAUGGAGGAUUUCUGAUCUGUAAAGCUUUGUAUCAAGCUUAGGACACUGAAUGAGGGACGAGAGAGUUAUCUGAAUAUUUAUUUGACCCCCGGGGCAGACGAGCAAGGGACACUAUGGGGGCGGAAGGCCCUGAAAGACGGUGCCAACCUGGAGGCCAUUUCAGAGGAUCCUGGUAAGGACCAGGGAUCUCCCAAGUCCAUCUUGAAGAAUCCCAAAGAGGACCCGGACCGGAACAUGGAAAGUCCCACCUCAGAGGCUUCCUUGGCUGAGACGGUUGCCCGGAUGAUGGUUCGGGAGAAGACGUUCUUGACGGAACUUGGCGAGGGGAGGACGGAGAGCAGACGGGGCAGCGACUUUGACGGAUCAGGGAGUAGCGGUGACGAAGACGACGACGACUUUGUUGAUGACGUCAGCGACUACGACGAGAACCAUAACAGUGACUUUCGGCGACGUGGCCGGAGGAAAUCAGUGCCCUUUGAGUUUGAUAUUGACGCUGAUUUCAAUUUCGAUCAAGACGACGAAGAGGAUAUUCGGCGUCGCUCCAAGAAGCGGAAGAUAACAACCGACAUGGUGUACUCCAAGGCGUGCGAGAACUGUCGUCUGCCCCCCUGCGGGGCCUUCAGGGAACAGGCGACGAAAGUCUCCGUCUGUCUCCGGGGUAUGCAUCUUGGGCCAAAAGAGAUCAAGCCCAUAGCUAUAUCGUUAGUGAAAGACCGGACGAUCGUGGUGCUCGACCUGUCGGACAACAACAUGGGUCCCGUGGGGGUGAUGUACAUAGCGGAGAUGAUGCAGGCCAACAGACACCUUAUUGAACUGAAUCUCUCACAGACAAACCCAUGUCGAAGCGGCUUGGGCGCUCUGGCAGAAACACUGAGAUUAAACAACUCUAUACGGGUACUUAAACUAGAAGAAAACGACAUCGACCACACAGAUGCACUGGACAUCGCCAGCAUCAUCAAGUCGUGUCCUAAGCUUCAGGAAUUACACCUGGGACACAACAGACUUGGGGCAGCGGGAGGCAAAGUCAUCGCAGAGGCUCUCAUCACAAGCACCGGGCUCCGUACACUGGACCUGCAGUGGAAUCACUUGAGACGCGAGAGUGCUGUGGAGCUUAGCAAGGCUUUGGCGAAAAACAAGAGUUUGAAAUUGCUGAACGUGGCGUGGAAUGGGUUUGCCAAGGAGGGAUGUCUGGCGUUAGCCAAGGCUCUAAAGGUCAACUCGUCCCUACAAGAACUGGAUCUUACGUGCAAUAGAAUAGACUUCCAGUCUCUCAGCUUUCUGGCGCAUGGGCUGGUGCUUAACAAGGGUCUCCAUACAGUUAAGCUGGGACACAACCCCAUGACGACAGAUGGCGCUAACCAGCUGCUGAAGGCGAUGGCGGACUGUAAGGAGUCUCAACUGACAGAGCUGUCUCUGGAAGAUAUCCCUGUCGAUGCAGAUUUCAUCAACACCAUGAACACCAUCCAGGCCACCCGGAACUUCAAGGUCAUCCAUGGUCACGUGAUGAAGUUGGCCACUGGCUCUGUGUCACGUGAUCAUGACGGAACUAGCCUCACGCGGUGGGAGCCCACCCUUGUUCUGUUCGAGUACAUGAGAAUGGACAACCUUCGUUUGAUUGACAUGUUCAAGAGUUUCGACACCAAGAAGAGAGACAAGUUGUCGCGGACUAACCUCAAAGAUGGCAUUAACACGCUGAAGAUUCCCUUCACCGAGCAUAUGUUGGACGAGAUCAUGGAGAAGUUGGAUGUCAACAAGGACGGCGUCAUAGACUUGGAAGAGAUGAUGAAAGGUGCCAAAGACAUGUCCCGCUACGUCAACCAGCGAACGUUAAAGGCCAAGGCCAAGAAGCGAGAGGACAUGGGCCUUGUCACUCUCCGGCAGACGCUGAAGAAGAUCAUCAAGAAACGAAAGGAGGAUCAGGACCAGGCGGCACAGAACGCCAGCAGGGACAGACGGAAAAGCAUGAUGGAGGCAAGUGGUCUGCCAGGUCUGGCUGGCAUCGUGCGUAAAAUGCAGAUCAAGAAAGCAACGGGGAUUACUAUCCAAGAUCCCGAGGUCGCCGAGAUGAAUGACGUGGAAGGAAUGGUCAAGUUGGCCGCGAUGAAAUUCAGAAGGAAGCUCAAGAAACCUUCACAACCCGCAACUAUAUCUGAAGAGGGGGAGACACCCGAUUCUAAGGCACCGUUUGCUGUUGCCAUGACAACAGCGAUGUCAUGACGUUCAAGACAAGUUGUAGGACUGGUGACAGCAACUUGACUUUCUAGAGGAAGGUGACACUGGUGUCGUGAGGUUCAGUUUACUGGUGCAACAGUGCAACUACGAAAUGACGUUAAAUGGUUGCAGUAACAAUUAUAGCGUCAACGAUGUCUUGACGUCCCAUUGCUGCAGCGUUGACAGUGCCAUCAUGUCGGUCAAUGGUUGCUGCAACAAUACUGACAUCUAUGCAACGUUUGUUGCUGCGGCAAAGGCUAUAGCUAUGGAUGAGAACACGUAAUGGUGUCCGCGUCUGCAGCAAGGAAACAGUUGCCAUGACGCCUGAGACGCGAGACAACUAUAACAAUGCCACAGCGCUACACAUAUAAUGCCAUAAGAUGCAUUGUACAUUGUAUCAGUUAAGAUAGAAUCUCGUCGAUAGAAACUUAAUAUCUAAUAUCCAAAACCUAUCCAGGAUAGAAUAUCAUUCAUAAAUGAGUUUCCUGAUAACAGAAGCCCAGACUUACUUCAUGAUAUGUAUAAGAGCGGUGGGGUAACCUAGUGGGUAAAUCGUUCGCUCGACACGCCGAAAGCCCGGGUUCGAUUCCCAACAUCAGGACUGUGUUUGAAGCCCGUUUCUGGUGUUCCCCGUUAUGAUGAUGCUGGAAUAAUGCUACAAGCGGUGUAAACUCUACUCAUUGACUCACCGUGCGUGUUAGGAUGAAACAUCUACGUAAAAUGACAAAUUGAAUUAUAAUUAUACCCAAUGACAAAGGAUUUCCAGAAAUGGCCUCACACUCUAUUAAAACAACAGUCACCCUUAUGGAUUGCCUCUUAUUUUAUCCUGAAUGGCAAUUUUGUUUUGACGAAAUAGAAGACCGUGUUAACUUGUAAAGGUAUUUUUUAAAAAGUCGACACUGCAAACAUUCAUCAUUUAAUGCAAUAUUGGGGAGCCGUAAGUCCUAGAUCGUUAAGUCCACUGGAAUUGUCACGAACGCCUGUACUGAUUUCCUUUGUUGUCAUUACUCUAUUCUGUGUGGGUUUUUUUCAUUCAAUAUGCAUUCAAACUGGCAAAAGGUUGCACGUAAUGGAUUAUUUUCAACAAAAAUACUUUCUCUAAGGUGAUCCAUUUACACAAUCACGCUUUUUUUCACAAUCAACACCCACCUGUCCACAAUGCAUUCAUUAAUAAUUUAGUUAAGAAGGUAUAUUUAGACUAUAUCGAUAAUUACCUUAUAGUCGCAAUAACAGAAAAUCACAUGAAAACUGUUCUCAAGAAAUGGCUACAUGUACAUUUCGUAGUCUUUGAAAAUCGCGUCUACUUUGUUCCUGAAAAAAAGUGUUAUUAGUUUUAGUGAAAUUAUAAACGUUUUAUAUCGCAAAAACAUAUUGAUGAAUAUUCUUACUUGAGGCACUUCAUAUCGUUAUAAUGUUUAAUGUGAAGUUUACACGAUAAGCGGCUUUUCGGACGACAGGCCGGUCACGUGACCGCGAAACUGGCCGAAAAUGACGUUCAUACGUUUUUCACGAGACUGUAUUCUUGAAAUGGCGUAAACAUCGAGGUACUACUUUCACAUUCAUGUGAAACACCUUGCGAUUUCCUGGCACGAAUAAAUGCAGGGGCGUUGUUUCUGAUCAUUCAGAUUCUUUAAUCUUGAACUCCGUGUUUUAGAAAACAUUGGGAACAGUUUGAGAGUUUGUCGGCAUGCCAGUGCACACAUUUCCUCCCUUCGACCCAUCCUUGUGAAUAGAACGAAGAAAUGCACACCAAAACGUUCGACUCCAUCCGUGCCUAGACUGACAAGUAAUAGUCCACACCAAUCUAUGAAUUGACCUAAGUAUUUAUUUGACACAUGUUUAUAUGCACCGAUCAACGAUCGGACAGUUGAUCAAUGAUGACCAACAUUUGUAAUCGCAAAAAAUAUGUAAUAUAUGAAAUCUCUCCCGUCACGUUAUCUCCCGUGUAUUUAAAGCAAAUGUAUUACGACGUAUGUCACUAUGACCGACUUACUCAGGUAGUUCCGAACAAACUUUUCCCAUCUAUUAAUGAUAUUAUUUGGAUCUAUUUGUUGUAACCAAAUAACAAAGAUGUUACUGUGGACCAAUUUGAGCAAACACACUCAGGUCACCUCUUCUUUUGAGGAACUAUUUUAUUCCGCGACACAGAUGGUUGCUGUAUGACUGUGAGUGCAAACAUGACAAAAUGACGUCAACACCAAAACGUCGCAUGCACUAAAUUAACUUUGUGUGAGUUCACCGGAGCAUGUACUUUCAUACUCCAGCGAGGCUCAUAGAGCGAAAGUGAAUUGUGAAGUUUUUCUUUAGUACAUCUUCAGAUUUAUGGUAAUCUACUUAAUCUAGUGAUAAUCCUAAGUCUGAAGAUCAACAUCUUUCUGACUCUAAAACAAAGAGUUAGUGAGUGUGUUGGGUUUAACGCCGCUUUUAACAUUAUUCCAGUUAUAUCACGGCGUGUCAGCUUAAUGUGGGAGGAAAGCCCGAAGUGAUGCAGGUCUCAGACGUUUACCACUUCGGUGAAACCCACGAGCACGGGUACGGUGCUGACAAACCUAGAAACCCCCCUCCCUCCCCUAAAACAAAGAGAAUCCACACCUGUAAAUGUCUUAACUAUAAUACAGUCAAUAUGUUCUUGCAUUUGUUUUGUCAAUGACAUUAAUUACAUUUCAAGUAUUUUUUUAUAUCAUGUUAUAUCAGAACGAUGCCAAAUGUGGGCUUCCACCUUUUGUUAAUAGCUGUACAUAAGAUGUGUAAUAUGUUCUGUGGCCAACCUUGCACAAGUUUUAGUGUUGCCAGGGCUACCUUAUUGUGAAUAAAACUGUUCUUUUUAUGUUUUCAUAUA